AUGGAUAGUGAUAUAUGUUUGGAAAAUUAUCGCAAAGUAAAGAUUGUGGGAAAAGGUGCUUUUGGUACUGCGACUUUGUAUGAAAAGCCUAACAAAAAAUUGGUAGUAGUGAAGGAAAUACUAUUAUGUGAAUUAGAAGCUCAGGAGCAUGCAAAUGCUUUAAAUGAAGUACAAAUAUUAGCAGCUAUGAAUCAUCCCAAUAUAAUUAGCUACUAUAAUAGUCAAAAACUUGAUGAUGUAUUGUUAAUUGAAAUGGAAUAUGCUAACGGAGGCACCUUGUCCCAAAUGCUUCUACAACAAAACAGCAGAUUACCCGAGAGAACAAUUUUGCAUUUGCUUUCUCAGAUUACAAGUGCAUUAUUGUAUAUGCAUGCAAAUUCAAUUUUACAUAGAGAUUUAAAGUCUGCCAAUAUUUUUCUUAAUAAAGAUGGAACGGUGAAAGUGGGAGAUUUUGGAAUAUCAAAAUUAAUGCUCACUAAAGCUUAUGCGCAAACUGUACUUGGUACGCCUUACUACAUGAGCCCAGAAAUGUGUGAAGGAAAUGUGUAUGAUGAAAAAUCAGAUAUAUGGGCAUUGGGAUGCAUACUUUAUGAAAUGGCUACUUAUCAGAAACCAUUUAAGGCAACCAGCUUGCCAGCACUGGUUGCGCAAAUUAUGAAGGGAGAGUUUGAAGACUUGCCUUCUGGAUAUAGCCCCGAGUUAACUAACUUAGUUAAAAGACUGUUAGAAGUAGACAUUGCCAAAAGAGCAUCUGCCUCAGAAACAUUCUAUAAUUUAAUACCUCAAGUUUAUAAAAAAUUAGGAAAUGAAGGACAUGUUUAUGUUGGCACGCCACUUCCCAUGUUAAGUAAAGAUGACAUUUUACCAAGCUCCAAAAAAAGAAAUAAUACAACACUAAAACCCAUACCUUUGCCAGCUGCAAUUCAAAUAAAAGCAGUUUCUGUUAGCACAACACAUUUUAUUUUGGUAACAGAAGAUGGAAUGUGUUAUUCAUGGGGUAAAAAUUCGUAUGGGCAAUUAGGACAUGGAGAAACAUCUACAUGGAAUCAAUAUCCACAUAUUGUCAAGGCAUUUGAUUCUCUCAAGAUAAAUAAUGCUUGUGCAGGUUGCGAUUUCAGUAUAUUUUUAACAAAUACUGGUCACCUUUAUAGCUGCGGUAGUGGUUCAUUUGGCUGUUUAGGUUUAGGAGAUCCACAAAAUUAUGUUUUACCGACAUUAAUUAACCUCGAAAAUAUAGUUAUCAUAAAAAAUGGACCACAUCAUGUUGUUGCGUUAGAUAAUAAUAAUAAUGUAUUCACUUGGGGCAAAGGUUUUGGUGGUGCGUUAGGGUCUGGAGAUGAAAUGAAUAGAUAUACACCUAUUAAAAUCCAGUUAGAUCUCAAUCAGGAAAAAAUUGAAAAUAUAUUUUGCGGCUACCAAGUUUCAGCCUUUCUUUUAUCAAAUGGGACUAUUAUGAUAUGUGGCUGCAACACUGCUUAUAAAAUUGGGAUUUUAAAUUCUAACGUGGAUAAAAUUUUAAUACCAGAAAUAAUAAAUGUUGAUUACAAAGUUAAUUAUGUAUCAUUUGGUGAAGCUCACACAGCAAUGAUUGUGGAAGGUGGCUAUGUUAUUAUGUUUGGAGAAAAUAAAAAUGGCCAAUUAGGUAUUGGUAGUGUUGGAAAGAUAAAUAAACAAAAACCAGUUCUGGUGAAAAAUAUAAGUGAUAGAUUUAUAACGCAUGUAGAAUGUGGUCCAAAUUAUACAAUCUGCGUUUGUGAAAACCAGUGCAUAAGCAUUUGGGGAGUAAGACAUACUGGGCCAAGAUCCAACUAUAAAGAACCAGUUACUGCAAAUUUGGGUACAAAAUCUUUUGCAUACUAUUUGACUGAACUAAAUAGUACAGAAAUACUAACUGAACCAGAAGAUAUUUUAGUGCUCUUUGCCUCAGAAAAUCAAAUUGAAAAGGAUAACAUACUGACAAUAUCAGGAAUCUAUCCGUUGCCACACAGCAUAUUAAUUGCUAUAAGCACUACCACAGGUUUAGAUACAACCUAA
Molecule: messenger RNA, 2034 nt
Organism: Ctenocephalides felis (cat flea)
Lineage: Eukaryota; Metazoa; Arthropoda; Insecta; Siphonaptera; Pulicidae
Product: serine/threonine-protein kinase Nek8-like
Exons: 15
Coding region: 1-2034 (677 amino acids)
Biological process (GO): protein phosphorylation
Molecular function (GO): protein kinase activity; ATP binding
Source: RefSeq, a predicted model, not a curated record